Molecule: messenger RNA, 499 nt
Organism: Mytilus trossulus (common blue mussel)
Lineage: Eukaryota; Metazoa; Mollusca; Bivalvia; Mytilida; Mytilidae
Exons: 2
Coding region: 61-453 (130 amino acids)
Source: RefSeq, a predicted model, not a curated record
GGUUAAUGUUAAGAAUAUAGGUUAAAACGUUCGCAAAUGAUAAGCAUUUAGUAUUUGAAAAUGGCUCAAUUACUACUGACAACGAUCCUGUUAAUUGGUUAUUUUUGCAUUGUGACUUCGGAUGUUUCCCCGUAUUACAGAAAUCACUGUGAGACGAACAACGACUGUGUCGAUCAAUCAUUAUGUUGUUCAAUAGCACCGUUGAUCGUUGGCAAACGUUUAUUAGACAGUCACCUGGAUAAAAGAUAUAACCUGCAAUACUGCAUGCCAUACAAGAAUGAAAGCGCAACAACAUGUCAUCUUCGAUUACAGUACUCACCAGAAAAGCCAAAUUAUUAUAGUAUCUUUAAUGAAUGCCCAUGCGCACCUGGACUUAAAUGUACACCUUCAACAGAUCUACCAUCGCAUUAUCCUAAAGACCGAUUUGGAAAAUGUACAAAGACAAAUCUAUAGAUUUAUUUUUGUAAUAAAAUUUAUCAAAUGUCAGUACACUGUCAAA